AGAAAUGUUCAUCCCCCCGUCUCUCCUCUCUCCUGCAGACCUUGAACCUGGCGUACAGCAGCAUCUUCAGCACCUACAGGAACUUCGUGGGCCCCCCCCACAUCAAGGUCAUGUGCCGGCUGCUGGGCUACCAGGGCAUCGCCGUGGUGAUGGAGGAGCUGCUGAAGGUGGUCAAAAGCCUGCUUCAGGGAACCAUCAUGCAGUACGUGAAGACUCUGAUGGAGGUGAUGCCCAAGAUCUGCAGACUGCCCCGCCACGAGUACGGCUCCCCAGGUAUCCUGGAGUUCUUCCACCACCAGCUGAAGGACAUCGUUGAGUACGCUGAGCUGAAGACGGUGUGUUUCCAGAACCUGAGGGAGGUCGGCAACGCCAUGCUGUUCUGUCUGCUGAGCGAGCAGAGUCUGUCACAGGAAGAAGUCUGUGACUUGCUUCACGCUGCACCUUUUCAGAACAUCCUUCCAAGAGUCCACAUCAAAGAGGGAGAACGUCUGGACGCCAAGAUGAAGCGCCUGGAGACCAAAUACACGGCGCUGCAUCUGGUUCCACUGAUAGAACGUCUCGGUACUCCACAGGUACGGUCCCAUCUCCACACUCACUGAGUCCGUGAGGGUUUAGUUCUGUUGGGCUGUCAGAUCCUCGAGUGUUUGAGUCUCUCUCCGAACACUUUCUGGAAGUCUGCAUUUCUACAGACUUUGCCCAAGGCAAUUACCCACAAUUCAUAGCAAUGUGACGUUAAACACAAGAAGAAAUGAAAAUAAAAAGGUAAACACGGCCAUCCUAAACUGUAAUUCAAAACCAGUGAAGUCAGGCUCCAUGUUAAAGUAACGUAGCUCAGCUGUUCAUGUGAUGCUUUUAAUGUUCUGGAGCAUGACAUCAGAGAGGAAUUACCACGCUAGCUAACUAGUUAACUAGCCAGCUGCUAAAUAAGUAAAAUUGAACAACUUAAUUCAUCCACAGCUUCUUGUCACAGCGUAGGAAAGCACAUCGCUAUCAACAGAUAAUCAUCACCAACCACAGACCGAAUGUAAGUGGACGAAGUAACGACCACUGUAAGGCCUCCUGUUCAGCGUUUUGUCCGUCGCCAUCUUGUUUUUUUGCAACCAGUGAACAGGAAG
Messenger RNA from Anarrhichthys ocellatus (wolf-eel), 1115 nucleotides. Its product is annotated as cytoplasmic FMR1-interacting protein 1 homolog. Gene Ontology annotation, biological process: regulation of actin filament polymerization. Lineage: Eukaryota; Metazoa; Chordata; Actinopteri; Perciformes; Anarhichadidae. The annotation marks the transcript as partial. The record is from RefSeq and is a predicted model, not a curated record. Gene Ontology annotation, molecular function: small GTPase binding. The transcript is spliced from 5 exons.